GGACUGAUAUGAAUGCAUCAUGUCGUGACGUGUCUGUUCCCUCGAGCUUAUCUCGGGAUGUGUGUUGUUUCGUCGAGUCCACGCAUUGGAUCGACUCAUUAUCAGUCUAUCGCAGAGCGAGAGAGACGGAGAGAGGGAGAGACUAGUCGUCGUACAAAAAGGACUGGAUGUAACUCUGCUCUGCGUCGAUUAGUGAAGACAGGGGGAGAAGAGAAAAUUUUCAUUUAUUCUUCUUUCUUCUUUACUCUUUCUGUCUCACCCUCUCUUCUCCCCUUUCUCUCUCUCUCUCUCUGUCUCUCUGUCUCUCUCUCUCUCUCUAUGUGUGUGUGAUGGCAGCGAUGCCUUCUGUCUCAUUUGUGGGCUCGUUCAACGAGGGCAGUCCCCUAUGGGUUGGGCCCAAGGUUCUCGUCGUGGACUGAGUUCACCUGAGAACCGACUGCUCUCGCCGCUAUUAUAUUUAAUUCCUUUUUACCCCAUUCUUUCCCCUUCUCCACGGCGGUGCUUGCUAGCCCGUGGAGAAGCGCAUGCUCCGCCGACGUCGAGCAAGACCACCACCACGGACCACAGUGACUGGCCAGACACCGCUGCUAUUUCCACACCUUGUCACCUGCUCGGUAUUUGCUGCCUUCGACAAGCCUUUUUGGUUUCCAGCCCCCUACUCCUUAUGCCCUUUCUCCCCGACUGCGGUAGUGCCGCCAAGAACUUCCCGGCCGACGGUGGUUGAAACAGCCAACACGGGUCUUCCAGUCGGAGACACAGCAAGGCUGGAGAAGGGGGGAGGGGAGGGGGGGGGGCAGAGAAGGGGUGUAACGGCCUUUCUGUCACCGGGGUAUUUCAGCUUUACCGCUGGAGCCGCAGGGAAAAGAAAAAAAAAGGGGGGGGAGAGAUAAUCAGCUUAGUGUGGGGAGAGACGACCGUGGAAAGAAGCUGAUAUCGACUGUGCCUC
Messenger RNA from Penicilliopsis zonata CBS 506.65, 946 nucleotides. RefSeq lists its product as hypothetical. The transcript has a single exon. The coding region runs from base 386 to 724 and encodes 112 amino acids. NCBI's taxonomy places the organism in Eukaryota, Fungi, Ascomycota, Eurotiomycetes, Eurotiales, Aspergillaceae. The record is from RefSeq and is a predicted model, not a curated record.